Dicrocoelium dendriticum is the source of this 963-nucleotide messenger RNA. Lineage: Eukaryota; Metazoa; Platyhelminthes; Trematoda; Plagiorchiida; Dicrocoeliidae. The record is from the annotation of a GenBank genome assembly.
AUGAUUUCCACUGCAACCCCUGAAGAAGAUUGCUUUUAUACAGUGAAUGGAAGGAUACUUGAAAACCUGAGCGGAGUGCCUCCGGAUGCUGUCGUGCGUAAACAUUACCGUCUUCGGGGCGGCAAAGGAGGAUUCGGUUCUAUGUUACGCGCCAUUGGAAGUCAGAUAGAAAAAACCACGAAUCAUGAGAUGUGCCGCGAUUUGUCCGGGAGGCGUAUGCGUGAUGUGAACAUGGAAAAGAAACUAAAAGAAUGGUACGCAAAAGCAAGUGAUAGAGAGCGAGAGAAGAUGGAAAAAUAUUAUGAGCGACGCAUGAAGCGACAAGAGAUGCUUGCUAAAGGUCCGUUGCCAGGUCACAAAUUUUCAGACCGUGAGUAUGAGCGCCAGAAGCGUAAGAUAGCUUACGAACUGCAAGGAGCGUUGGACGAAGCUAUUGCGAAGGUGAUAAAAGAAAAGUCGCUAGAUGAUGCACACCAACCGUCCACAUCUUCUAAACGUCCCCGAUUGUGGAUUGAAGAGCUUGACGGUGACUCGUACAGCUCUAGCAGUACAAAUGCAAGUGAGAACGGAUCCCCUGUCCGAAUGGUGCCAGAAAUGGAUGACCAACAGGCAGAAGAAAGAGAGCGAACGGAUCCAGAUCAUCCAAUUCGAUCGGAGAGCGAAAUUCCUGAGCAUCCAUCCGACCCUCCUGUCACAGGAAGUGCUCAGUCACCUGCUCCGUGUCAAUCAGCUGAGAAACCAAAGGAAAAGCCACCAGUGCAAUCGUUGACAGACUCACAGUUAAUCGAAAUCCAGUCUGUAGAGAUCCUUGAGUCUUUCGGCCUGGACGUCCUCAAGCAAUCCUUAAUUUCUCGCGGGCUGAAAUGUGGCGGUACUCUUUCGGAACGCGCCACUAGGCUCUUCUCCAUUCGUGGUCUCGCGCCAGACGAGUAUCCUGCCAGAAUUAAAGCAAAAUCCAAAUGA